Messenger RNA from Danio aesculapii, 1979 nucleotides. Its product is annotated as C3a anaphylatoxin chemotactic receptor-like. Gene Ontology annotation, biological process: complement receptor mediated signaling pathway; inflammatory response; phospholipase C-activating G protein-coupled receptor signaling pathway. Gene Ontology annotation, cellular component: plasma membrane. The transcript is spliced from 3 exons. The record is from RefSeq and is a predicted model, not a curated record. Bases 675 to 1550 code for a protein of 291 amino acids. NCBI's taxonomy places the organism in Eukaryota, Metazoa, Chordata, Actinopteri, Cypriniformes, Danionidae. Gene Ontology annotation, molecular function: G protein-coupled receptor activity; complement receptor activity.
AGAUGAAUAGACAACAAUAAGGACAACAGAUCAGAUGACAGAAUACCCCAUAGAAUAUGACAAUACAAAACAGAGAAAAACCGACAGGACAACAGAUUAAGAUGACAUCAACAGACAACAUGUACGUCAACAAUGCUGAUUUUCCUGAACAUGCGGGCAAUGAGAGUAGACGAAGACAAAUGUGAAGUACAAAGCAGAAAGCAGGCAUGGGAAUUUUGGCACAAAUUGAACCCCAUAGCCACCUGUUCUCGUCUACAUUGCAGUCAAGGAGAGGCACACCUCAAACCAGUUGUAAACAGUGAUUUAGAAACAGCCCAUAUAUGAGAAGUGGUAUAUAUUGAGUCGUCUGAGUGAGAAACGGUUUCCAUCCGUGAGGCAUUGUGAAGUGCGGGGUAAAGUUAUUGGCAAAGAACUACCUCCUUGCUCACAAUAAAAGGUGGAAAAUAUCUCCUGACUCCUACUCCUUAAUCAGUGUGCUGAAGUGGUCAGCAACAUUAAAGAACUGGCAUUCUUAAUUGGCCAAUACCCAACAGCAGAUAUUUGCUGAUGACCAUAUUUAGUCUACUCAGGAUGUUCCAGGGUUUGCGCUGGUAUAAAACCAACUAUCGGUCAGCACAAACAAGACGGAACAAGAUCAAGACUCGACUCUUUCCACUGCAUUGACAUCUCAAAACAUGGAAAACAGCAGUUUUGAGCUUAAAAAUGUGACUGGAAACUCAACAGACAAGAGCACUGUGGAGAACAAGAGAUUUGAGAUUUUUAUGGCCUGCAUUUUCGCUGUAACUUUUGUAGUGGGUCUCAUUGGAAAUGGGCUGGUCAUAUUUCUGGCCGGCUGCAGAAUGAAGACGACUGUCAACUCCAUUUGGUUUCUGAAUUUGGCGAUUAUAGACUUCAGUUUUUUUGUACUUUCAAUCACAAAUUUUUCCUUAAUCUUGAGCCAUCAGCACAGUGUCUUCACAGGCGACUUUCUCUUCAUCUCAAUAUCACAAAAUCUGUUUGCUAGUGUUUGGUCUCGUGUAGUUAUCAGUCUGGAUCGAUGCCUGUGCACAUGGAUGGCUGUUUGGGCUCAAAAUAACAGAACUCUGUGUAAAGCCAGAAUCAUCUGCAUCGUCAUCUUGGUUUCAUCCAUCCUCUACAUUUUACCUUUCUUUAACGUUGUUGGGGUUAAAGGUACAAAUGUCGCAUAUGCAUUUAUAGUUUCCUUUCUCAUCCCCUUCCUGAUCAUUGCAUCUUCAUACAUCGCUAUUGGAGUAAAAAUCAAACGCCUCAAAAAGAGGAAGCAUUUCAGGUCAUACAGACUCAUUAUAACUGUAAUCCUGACUUUCUUCAUCUGUUCAUUUCCACAAUAUAUUUGCUGGAUUUGGAGAGUAAUGGCAAAAAAUAAUAAUUGGACUCUCACUUAUAAAUUUUGGAACCUAUUUCAUUUUACUCUCUACCUGGUUAAUCUCAACAACAGUCUGAACCCAUUUCUCUAUGUGUUCAUGUGUGAUGAUUAUAAGAAGAAGCUGAAACAGUCUCUGGUGCUGGUGCUGGAGACGGCGUUUGCUUGAAGAUCAUCUGGACAUUAAAGAACAUAAAAUGAGACUGGCACAAAAUGAUAAACAGGCAGAACAAACCACACGUGAAUUGCUAGAGAUGUAGAACUUUUUGGGGAAAAAUAAAGUUUUGCAAUUAUUGUUAAUACUGUAUUUAUCACAGUUAAACAGUAACUGUCAUCUGUAUUCAGCAUAAUUUUCUGUCUAAGACAUAUCUUGUAAAUUUUAGAUUUAUAAAUCCAGGUUUUGUGCUUGGUUUAGUUAUGUGUCCUUGUUUUCAGUGUCUGUAUAUUCACUUAGGGCUGAUUUAUUGGUUUAGUUUGGUGUGUGUAUUUAAGUCUCAGUCUGUCUUCAUUGAUGUUUGUGUUGUUGACCUCUUCAUCUAUUUUAUUAGAUUAAAAGCAUUGUUGUGUAUAUAAUUCAUUUCUAUUCUCUUUAAUCAGC